AUGAUACAAAUCGUCAAGGCCUUUUUCGAGAACCAUGCCCAUUCCAAGGCGGAAAAGGCCCCCGUCGACCCCGACGAUCCCCAGCUCGAGAAUGGCCUGUGCCAGACGAGCUCCGUCUUCGCCCCGGCCGACGAGCAGCCCGACGUGGCCUCGUACCCCGAGGGCGGCCGCGCCGCCAACACGGUCCUCCUCGGCAGCUUCUGCGCCAUCAUGGGCGGCCUCGGGCUCAUGAACAGCAUCGGCGUGUACCAGUCGCACCUCGCCACGCACCAGCUCGCCGCCGUGCCCGCCGGCCAGACGGCCUGGAUCUUUGGCCUGUACAACUUCAUGGUCUUCUUCUGCGGCCUGCAGAUCGGCCCCGUCUUUGACGCCCACGGCCCCACGGCGCUCAUGUGCGCGGCGCUGCUGCUCUACGUCGCCGCCUACGUCGCCCUCGGCUGGUGCCGCCUGUACUGGCACUUUGUGGUUGUCGUCGGCGUCGUCGCGGGCGUGGCCACGUCGGUCGUCUUUGUCGUGCCCGUCGCCACCGUCGGCCAGUACUUUCGCAGGAGGCGCGGCGCGGCGACGGGCCUCGCCAUGUCGGGCGGCAGCCUCGGCGGCGUCGUGUUCCCGCUCGUCUUUGACCGCCUCGUCGGGCGGCUGGGCUUUGCGUGGACGAUGCGCGUCAUCGGUCUCAUCACCGUCGUGCUGCUCCUCGUCGGGUGCGCGACGGUGCGGCGACGUGAUGUGUUUGCGCGCGUGUCCGGCACGGCGGGCAAGAGCCUGCUCCCCGACCUGCGCGUGCUCAUGAGCCUGCCCGUCUUUCUCAUGACGGCCGGCGUCUUCUUUAUCGAGUGGGGCUUCUUCAUCGGCCUCGAGUACGUCGCGUCGUACGCCAUCGAGCAUGGCAUCAGCCGCAACCUGUCGCAUCUCAUGAUUGUGUUCCUCAACGCCGGCUCCUUUCCCGGCCGCUGGCUCCCCGGCAUCCUGGCCGAUCGCUUUGGGCGCCUCAACACCAUGAUCAUGACCAACCUCCUGUGCAUCGUGGCCAUGUUUGCCAUCUGGCUGCCCGCCAAGAACAAUGCCGCUGCCGUCAUUGUCUUUUCCGUCGUGUUUGGCUUUGCGAGCGGCAGCAACAUUAGUCUGGUGCCGGUGUGCGUGGGCGAGUACUGCACAACGGACAACUACGGCCGCUAUUACACGACCGUUUAUACGAUUGUGAGCUUUGGUGCGCUUACGGGAGUUCCGAUUGCCGGGCAAAUUUUGCAGACUAGCGGUGGCUCAUAUACCGGCCUCAUCAUUUUCGCCGGUGCUGCGUAUGUCGCUGGCGUCGCCUGCUUCUCGGCCAUAUGGAUCAUGAAUAAGAUUCGGCCGCAAGCCAACAAGUCAGAAGAGAACCAGGGAGACACGACGUGA
Akanthomyces muscarius is the source of this 1395-nucleotide messenger RNA. RefSeq lists its product as uncharacterized. NCBI's taxonomy places the organism in Eukaryota, Fungi, Ascomycota, Sordariomycetes, Hypocreales, Cordycipitaceae. Gene Ontology annotation, cellular component: fungal-type vacuole membrane. The transcript has 3 exons. Gene Ontology annotation, molecular function: transmembrane transporter activity. Bases 1 to 1395 code for a protein of 464 amino acids. Gene Ontology annotation, biological process: transmembrane transport. The record is from RefSeq and is a predicted model, not a curated record.